Messenger RNA from Cuscuta campestris, 2732 nucleotides. Lineage: Eukaryota; Viridiplantae; Streptophyta; Magnoliopsida; Solanales; Convolvulaceae. The record is from the annotation of a GenBank genome assembly.
CCUCCCAAUCCGAAUUCCGAAACAUCAUUUAUCAAAAUCUCCUUGUCGUUCAGAGCACGUAGGCGAACCGACACCAAAAUCCUCUCCUCCCGUCCCCCCUCCAUAGCACCACAACUUUCCAGUGCAUCAAAAGCAGCUUUUCAUCCUCACUGAAGAAACAUACACAAUAGCCCUCCACAAACUUUUGACCAUAUAAUCACUGUCAAUAACACGAGCAAAAAUUAUGAGCCAACAAUGGAUCAUUUUUCUUUGUUCUUACCACCCCUUCCUUUUAUCCUGUAUAUAAAUUUAUAUAUACAUAUUUAUACUAUUUUUAAUUGAAGUACUCAAAAAUAAAUAGAAGAUCCUAUGUAUGUAUAUGUAUAUGAGCUCCUUGUCGUAUGCAUUUAAGGUUGUUCACCUUUCGUUUCAAAGAUAUGCAUAUUUUUCAAUUGAUUUUCCGUAUGAUGAUGGGGUAUGGGGUGGAUGGAAGUCAGUGGGGCCCCAUUUCUAGACUGUCACAACUGUCUUGAUUCUCAAAUGAAUGUUCCAUGACCCGCAAGAAAAUUGGAUUAUCUGAUUGACAAUUUCUUGAUCUGAAUUCAAUUAAAAAGAAAGAAAGAAAGAAAAAAAUACUCCGUAUUACCCUUAUGCAAUGAAAAUAUAUCAUCACCUGGGUCGUUUUCUCUGACGCCUGAUGUGCGCGUUAUCGUAUGUAUAGGUCAGAGGUUGACGAACUCUCUGCUUCUGGAAGAUGAUCCAGAGCUGCACAGAGAAACAGAGAGUUGACAAUGGCGUAUUAGAAGACGGCAAAGUUCUUGGCAUCCUCCAUGCAAAACAAGAAAAAUCGUCGUGGUGGUGACGAGAAUGUCCCUGCUAGCGCCACGCACACCGGUGGUCUGUUGCUUUUUGCGAGUCUCAAACACGCCUUGGUAAAAGUAGACAAGCUUCUGACUUGUACUCUUUGUACACACACACAUACGAAGAAACAUGAUGGGAAGACCUACGUCAAUAAGAAGGCAGCAAAAGUAUCAGGUGAAAACACUGCCACCGGAGGCCGGCACCCUCCUAUCAACGUGACGGAGGCGGAGGUGCUCAUUCAGAGGGUCGGGAUCACCGCGGAGCAGUUCAAGGAGGUGUUGGCGGCCUUGACCCCAAAUCGCGAGGUUGUGGUGGAGGACGCGACCGGAGAACCUGCAGGAGGAAAGGCUGGGCCUGCAGGCUCAGGAGGAAAAAAGAAGAAGAAAGUAAGGCGGUCCAAAAAGAAGAAGGUGACCAAGCCCAAUAGAAAGGCAAGGGUGGAGGACGAGCUGUCCAUACUGGACAAGGAAGAUGAGUCGUCCUCCUUUGAACGGGCAUCGGCCUUCGAUCGAUUGGGAGAUCCCACAUCAAAGAAGCCCCGGACCUCGGCGUUCGAUCGGCUGCAGGAUACUCGGUCAGUUCGCAAGGGCGGCCUGAGAGAAAAACUCAAGGAGAGGAGAGGAGAGUCCUCGGCAACAUCUAAGAUUGGCUCGGAAGAGCGACAGAAGGUAGUCGAGGACAAAGAAGCGACCGAGUUACGGAGGAUGUACGAGCGAUUGGAGAAGCAGUUGGAUGUACGACCCAGGAUCACCUCGCUCGCUUCGGGGCGAACGUGGUGGGAGAAGGAGGCUAGGGACGUCCAAGGGGCGGACGACCAGGCCUUGCUCCAAGCGGCACUCCCCCAAGGGGAUGUGCGCAAGGAGCUGCGACGAAACCCGCUCUCGACCUACCAAGAGAUGCUAGCCAGGGCGAAGUAUCUGGCGUUGGAAGAAGAAGAGGCCGAGCCACCCGUCCAGAAGGAGAAGAAGAGCGGACAGCCGGUGACAGAGGGAAGAAAGAGGAAGGACUUUGGAGGGGACUCGACGUCCUCACGGAAGAAGUGGAAGAAUAUGGUGCACCUAGCUGAGGUGCAAAGGCCACCGCUACCCAAGCGGAAGAAGAAGGAACCAUUGAUCUUCACGGAUGAAGAUUACCCACCAGUUCUCAGCCCCCAUCGGGACGCAUUGGUGAUAAAGGUGGAGAUCAAUAACGUGGUCGUCCAUCGCACGUUGGUCGAUACUGACAGCUCGGUCAACAUCAUGUACAGCAACACUUUCAGGGAGCUGGGGUUGUCCCGGAGCGACCUUAAACCAAUACGUACCCCGCUGUCAGGAUUCACGGGGGACACCAUUGAAGCGGAAGGAACCAUCACGGUGAAGGCGUGGGUAGGAGAUGGCACCCACCGACUCUGGCUCGACAUGGAAUUUAUGAUAGUGCAGCUUGACUGUGCACACCAUUUGAUCAUUGGGCGACCAGAGUUUGUCCCGGUCAUGCUAUGGGCGACCAAGAGCCAAGCACGGGUCGAUGAGAACGUUAGCACGAUCUGCGCCGCGAUGCAGAAGGAAGAAGGUCGACCCAGAGAAGAGCCGGUGGAGGAGGUAGAGGAACUUGCUCUGGACCCAUCCAAGUUGGAGCAGAAGGUAAAGGUAGGUAAGACCCUACCACCUAGGCUGAAGGAGCAGCUGAUGGGAGUUCUCCGUUCGUUCAAAGUGUUAUUCGCUUGGGGUCCAGAGGAUAUGCCUGGAGUCGACCCGCAAAUCAUCUGCCAUAGAUUAGCAGUAGAUCCGGCCCACAAGCCGAUCAAACAGAAGAAACGUUUCCUUUCCUCAUAGAGGAGAGACUUUGUCACUAAACAAGUGACCACCCUGCAAUCCAUCGGGCACAUCCGGGAAGUCCGCUAUCUGGAGUGGUUG